This is a messenger RNA of Phytophthora nicotianae INRA-310, 1148 nucleotides long. RefSeq lists its product as hypothetical. NCBI's taxonomy places the organism in Eukaryota, Oomycota, Peronosporomycetes, Peronosporales, Peronosporaceae. The coding region runs from base 1 to 966 and encodes 321 amino acids. The record is from RefSeq and is a predicted model, not a curated record. The transcript has a single exon.
AUGAAGCCUGCCGUCUUCUGCACAUUGGCCGGUACGGCCUUGAUGCUGGCCGACACUGUCGAUGCCCACGGUCAAAUGCUAGUGCCGUCCUACCGCCCGAUCACGACCAAAUAUCGGGAGGACUGCCUGUACGGUCUUAAGGGUGCCGGCGACGAUGAGCUUCAAUGGGCCCCCAUCGAAAACCUGAGCCAACGCGGUCAGGCUGACCAACCGGCGGCCGCCACCUUCAACAUGUACAACGGCUGCAGAGGCUUAGUGUACGAGUCCGAGAACAACGUGACGGAGAUCGAAGCCGGCAAGGAGUUUGACGUUAAGUACUAUAUUCAGGCGCCGCACCCGGGAUACAUGGAGCUGAGUAUCGUCAAGCCCAGUACCGACGCGAACGGCAAGAUCACGUACAACCGCGACACGCAGAUCGAGUACUUCAGCGACUUCGCCAACUCCGCCGGUACCUUCACGGUCACGGCCACCAUCCCCACAAAUGUGACGGGCUGCGAGAACGCCGGAGACUGUGCACUGCAGUUCUAUUGGCACUCGGACAUCGCCAACCAGACGUACCCGACGUGCGCUGACAUCACAAUCCCAGGCAGCGGCGCCGGUAGCUCCUCCACGACGUCCACCUCGACGUCGACCACCACCACGUCGUCUUCGUCGUCGGCUUCGAACGCUCCCACCGCCUCUACUUCUACUUCUACCCCUACUACUACUACCUCUUCUCCUUCCACCGCAACUACGGAUGGCUCUAAGAUCGCUGGUGAGGCCAGCUACACUGCUGACAGCACCGAUGCUUCUGCAACGACGGAUGCCUCGACUGCUACGGAUGCAAGCGGCGACACUGCUGCAUCAACGAUGGACGCUUCGAGUGAAGCCACCGCGCCUACGUCUACCGACGCCCCGGAGGUUACCACGGCGCCUAGCACCACGUCUGCUUCGGACAAGUGCUCGGUUCGUCGUCGUCGUCAGUAGUAUAUCCGAGAAACAAUGGGCGAGAGAUAGUUUGUGUGCGCUAGUGUUUGCUGUGUCAUAAGUGAGAAAACAGUUGACAGCUUUUCGAGAAUACAUAUCGUGUUCAAUCCGUCCCCCUCCCCGUUUCCUCACGCGCGUUUGAAAUGCGUCUGUAAGAGGUGAAAACAGCGGCUGUGCUUUCC